AUGUUGGAUAUCAAUCUAUUUCGAGAAGAGAAGGGGAACAACCCGGAGAUCAUCCGGGAAUCUCAGCGCCGGAGAUUUGCCAGCGUUGAGGUCGUUGAUGAGAUUAUCAAGCUCGACAAAGAAUGGCGUCAACGUCAAUUUGAAGUUGAUAGUUUCCGAAAGGAGUUCAACAAGCUGAACAAGCAAGUGGCCAAGCUCAAAAUUUCUGGUGCUGAUGCGACUGAGCUGAUCCAGCAAACAGAGAAAAACAAAAAAGAUUCUACCGAGAAAGAGGCCGAAGUUCGUGAAGCUUAUGAUGCUUUACAUGCCAAAUUGGGGACAGUUGGAAAUCUCGUCCAUGACUCAGUUCCAAUUGAUAACGAUGAGGCAAAUAAUACUGUGACUAAAACUUGGGGUGAUAGGCGGGAUGGUUCGCCUUCUCAGAAGCUGAAAAACCAUGUGGAUCUCGUUGAGCUUCUCGAUAUCGCAGAUCUCAAGAGAGGUGCUGAAAUUGCUGGAGGAAGAGGCUUUUUCCUGAAAGGAGAUGGUGUGCUCCUUAACCAAGCUCUUAUCAACUUUGGGCUAACCUUCUUGAAGAAGCGAGGAUUCACAGCAUUGCAACCUCCUUUUUUCAUGAGGAAGGAUGUCAUGGCCAAGUGCGCACAGUUGGCACAGUUUGAUGAAGAACUCUAUAAGGUGACUGGUGAAGGAGAUGACAAAUACCUUAUUGCAACUGCGGAGCAACCUCUUUGUGCAUACCAUCUUGAGGAGUGGAUCCAUCCCAGUGAGCUUCCCAUAAGGCAUUUUAUCGACAUCAUAUUAUUUAUAUUGUCCAGAUAUGCCGGUUACUCGUCCUGCUUUAGAAAAGAAGCUGGUUCCCACGGAAGAGAUACACUUGGCAUUUUCCGUGUUCACCAGUUUGAGAAAAUUGAGCAGUUUUGCAUCACCGGUCCUAACGAGAAUGAUUCGUGGGCAAUGCUCGAUGAGAUGAUGAAGAACUCGGAAGAUUUUUACCAAGCGCUAAAACUUCCAUACCAAAUCGUCUCGAUCGUCUCGGGAGCAUUGAACGAUGCAGCAGCAAAAAAGUUUGACUUGGAAGCUUGGUUUCCUGCGUCGGGGACGUACAGAGAGCUCGUGUCCUGUUCCAACUGUACAGACUAUCAGGCUCGGAGGCUUGGGAUCAGAUACGGUCAGAAAAAGAGCAAUGAGCAGGCGAAGCAGUAUGUGCAUAUGCUGAAUUCGACUCUUACGGCGACUGAGAGGACCAUUUGCUGCAUUCUCGAGAACUACCAGCGAGAGGAUGGUGUGGAGAUCCCUGAGGUUUUACAGCCAUUUAUGGGCGGAGAGACGUUUUUGCCCUUCAAAGCUAAGCCCGUAGCUACCGAGACCAAAGGCAAAAAGUCUAAUAAAGCUUGA
Molecule: messenger RNA, 1395 nt
Organism: Thlaspi arvense
Lineage: Eukaryota; Viridiplantae; Streptophyta; Magnoliopsida; Brassicales; Brassicaceae
Source: the annotation of a GenBank genome assembly